Culex quinquefasciatus (southern house mosquito) is the source of this 1821-nucleotide messenger RNA. RefSeq names its product UDP-glucosyltransferase 2. Gene Ontology annotation, molecular function: UDP-glycosyltransferase activity. The record is from RefSeq and is a predicted model, not a curated record. Lineage: Eukaryota; Metazoa; Arthropoda; Insecta; Diptera; Culicidae.
GGCCUCAUUAGCCUCAUGCAGCAGCAAAACUCCGUUGCAAUUUUAUCCGGUGUUCAUUUGCUAAACAUGUGCAUUACUGCAAACAUUGUAGUAGUACUGUUGUCAGUACUGGUCGGACCCACCCUUGGGGCCAACAUCUUGUGUCUAACGCCAGUUCCUAGUCCCAGCCACCACAUCUGGAACCGAGCAUGGAUGGAAGCCCUGGCAGCCCGAGGACACAACUUGACCAUCGUAUCGGCCGACGUGGAACAGGCAGCGAGUCCCAACAUGACUUACAUCCAUCUGGAGCAGGCGUACUCGUUCCUGGCCGAAGCCCUAGACCUGUACGAAAUGGCCAACGCGAACGCCUUCGGUGGAGCUCGCAGUGUCUACGCUUGGGGCUUUGGCAUGUGCAAGGGAGUGUUGAGUUCACGAGGGAUGGACCAGAUCAUGAGCUAUCCGGAUAGUUUCCGCGUUGAUUUGGUGGUCGCCGAUGUAACUCUGGGGCCGUGUAUGUUCGGGUUGCUUCGAAAAUUUGGCAAUCCACCGGUAGUGGGUGUGACCGCGUACAACAACCCGUCGUUCACCACGGACUUUGUCGGGGGCCACAAACAUCCGUCCUACGUUCCGUACGUGAUGCUAAACUACGAUCAUGACAUGAGUUUUUUCGAGCGAAUGUACAACUACAUCGUUUACAGCUACGAUCAUUACUACCGCCACAACGUUUAUCUCCCCAAAAUUGACGAAAUGAUGCAUCAAUAUUACAAAUCAGAAAACAUGGAAAGUGCCUUUGACUUGGAAAAACGGAUUAUGCUCCUGCUAGCAAACUACCACUUCUCGGUCGACUUUCCCGAGUCGGUUCCACCGAACCACGUUCCGGUCGGUGGACUUCAGGUUCGCACCAAGCCCAAACAACUACCAGUGGAUCUCAAAACUUUCAUCGAAGCAGGCCGGAAGGGUUCUGUUCUCUUUUCUUUGGGAACAAACGUGCAGAGCAGUGGACUUGGGAAUCGACUUCGGAUGUUUUUGGAUGUGUUUCGACAAUUUCCACAGUACAACUUUUUGUGGAAGUUUGAAACAGAAAUUGAGUGUGAUCUUCCGAAUAAUGUGAUGUUAAAGAAGUUUCUACCUCAAAAUGAUAUUUUGGCACAAUCAAACAUCAGAGCAUUUAUCACGCACGGAGGAAUGCUGAGUACGCACGAAGCCACGUGGCACGGCGUUCCGAUGGUUGGAAUUCCGUUCAUUGCGGAUCAAUAUCGGAACCUUCACAAAUCUGUUCGAGCUGGAGUGGCAAUCAAACUGGAUCAUUCCGCAUUGACUGCGGAAAAAGUUCGAACAGCUUUGGUGGACAUUUUGGAAAAUCCAUCUUAUCGACAGAACAUGAAGCAACGAUCCGCACUGUUCCGAGAUCAACCAGAGCUGCCACUGAAUCGUGCCGUAUGGUGGAUUGAAUGGGCCCUACGUCAUCCCAACUGCAAAUCAAUUCAAUCCCCAAGCAAGUGGAUGAGCUCGUGGACAAGUGAGCUGUACGAUGUAAAGUGUACUUUGCUUUUCGGUUUCAUUGUGGUUGUGUGGGUCUUGAAAUCAGCGUUGAUGAAGAUUUUAUCAGCGGAAACGAGGAAGCUCAGUGAUAAGAAACGACAGUAGAACAGUGAUGAUGACGAGCAAAAAAUCAAGCUUGGUUGAUAGCGAAACACGUGAAUUUAAUCUAGCUGUAAACCACCCUUGUAAGAAAAGAAGAUUAAAUUUCAAUUGACAAUAACUUCAUCAUCAUAGCCAAGCGAAUAGUUGUAGAAAAAAUAUAUUGUGAAUAAAAUAUAAUUGAACAAUUUAAACCACUGA